Iphiclides podalirius (scarce swallowtail) is the source of this 555-nucleotide messenger RNA. The record is from the annotation of a GenBank genome assembly. NCBI's taxonomy places the organism in Eukaryota, Metazoa, Arthropoda, Insecta, Lepidoptera, Papilionidae.
AUGUUACGUGCCUUACUCUGUGACAAUACCGGCGAGGUGCGCAACGCGGAACAUUCGAGUGAACGCUGGCUUAUAAAUACGACCGCCGGCGCGAUUGCGUGGGCCAUUAAGACAAAAACCAAUAGACGGGCCGGUUUGCAAGAUGCUGAGGGUGUUGCUAUGCGUGUGCGUCGUCCCAGCGGUGGCGACGCGAAAAAUCUGCACGAAGUGAGGCAGGGUGGCAUUGUGAGAGGCUCCUACUCCUUAAUCGACCCGGAUGGAACCAGGCGAACGGUUAAGUACACCGCCGGACCGAGAAUAGGGUUCAAAGCGGUCGUCCAUAAUGAACCGGCGAACGUGCAAGUCCCCAGCGACGGCUACAGACCACCACCAGCUUUCAUUGGCCGCCUAUCUCCCAUUCACUUCCAUAAGCUGUACCCAAGCGCCACCUAUCUGCCGACUACAAAAACCAACCCAGUAUUCUUCACACCAGGCAAUAAUGUAAGACCGAACAAACCAGCAUUAAAAGAUGGCGAGUAUUUUGUAGCCAACAAAGGGUAUCAUACAAAUAGAAUU